GCUUCCCUCAUGUGCUUCUAUGUACCAUUCCACCGGUAUCAAUUGGAGAUUUUCAAGUGUAUAACUUCAAAAACUUGUGGGGAUCGAGUCUCAUGGCAGGCCUAGAAAUUACGCUAUCUGACUAUUUCCUCCAUUGCCCUGCCCUUCUUGCCGAUACUGAAAGCCAACUCGACAAUCUUUGUUUCGUUAGCAUAGGCCCUGACAGGUAUCUCCUCUGUUGGAGGUUUCCAGGCUCAAUUCAGCCUCCGGCAUAUUUUAAGAUGGCAUUUGCGGUUGAUUGCAAGAUCUCGUCAAGACAGUGCUAUUUAACUACUCAAGAAGACAACAGCAUGUUUGAAGGUUAUCCAGACAUACACAGCACUGUUGCAUCUUGCUGGCUUGAACCGAUGGAAGAUCAGUGUGGGCUUAGAGCGUGGCAGUGUCUUUUGCACUGUCUUCACGAGGUUUCACUGAGUCUUGGUGAGGGGACAUGUACCUCUGAGCUGAUCUCGAGGCCUAUUGCAAUUGGACCUGAUGAAACAGAACUGAUACAAGUCUCGUCGAGACUCUAUGAUGAUAAUGGUCAUUCCCUCGCAAAUGAGUUCCCAAUAUUCAAUUUAUGUGGGGACCAAAGGCCACCAGAAACGUUUGAUGACAUCCCGAUUGGCCUGCCUGUCAAGGUGUGUUUCACACUACUACAUGGUCCAGGUAUACAUGGAAACCGACUUAUUUGAGGACAUUUCCUGUCUAUUUGUGAGGCUCAAUACAGUCAGUUGCACACUCUUCUGCAAAAUGCAGUUUCAUGAUGACUGUUCUUACUUAUUUAUUUCUAGUAUAGCCUAGUCACUCUGUAUUUUAUAUUACCUGAUCUACAUAUAUUUCACUGUGAUGUUU
Serpula lacrymans var. lacrymans S7.9 is the source of this 873-nucleotide messenger RNA. RefSeq lists its product as uncharacterized. Lineage: Eukaryota; Fungi; Basidiomycota; Agaricomycetes; Boletales; Serpulaceae. The transcript is spliced from 4 exons. The record is from RefSeq and is a predicted model, not a curated record. Bases 93 to 713 code for a protein of 206 amino acids.